Messenger RNA from Pseudophryne corroboree (corroboree frog), 1852 nucleotides. RefSeq names its product cell division cycle 37, HSP90 cochaperone (gene CDC37). The transcript has 9 exons. Gene Ontology annotation, biological process: protein stabilization; protein folding. Gene Ontology annotation, cellular component: cytoplasm. Bases 159 to 1268 code for a protein of 369 amino acids. NCBI's taxonomy places the organism in Eukaryota, Metazoa, Chordata, Amphibia, Anura, Myobatrachidae. Gene Ontology annotation, molecular function: protein-folding chaperone binding; heat shock protein binding; protein kinase binding. The record is from RefSeq and is a predicted model, not a curated record.
GAGAGGGCAGGUAGACGGAUUGAGGCCGAGGAAGUGACGUCGGAGAGAGGGCAGGGUGGGUGGAUUAGAGGCUGCCAGAGCCUUCCAGAAACGGGCUGAUCCUUCCAGGCAGGCUUCUGCUCAUUCCGCCAGAGUGAGAUUCCUUAACCACUCGCAAAAUGGUAGAUUACAGUGUGUGGGAUCACAUUGAAGUGUCAGACGAUGAAGAUGACACUCAUCCCAACAUCGAUACCGCUAGUUUGUUCCGAUGGCGUCACCAGGCCCGUGUAGAGCGGAUGGAACAGUAUGAAAAGGAGAAAGAGGAGCAACAGAAGGGCGAGAAUGAAUGCAAGAAGAAGCUAGCCGAUUGUCAGAAGAAGCUGAAGGAGAUGGAGAUCCAGGAAACUGCACAGGCUGAGGCUGAGAGGCUGAAACGAGAGCUGGAACAGCUGAAGAAAGAGGAGAAGAACUGGCGGAAGAAGGAGGAUGAUCUGAAGAAGAAAGAGAAGACCAUGCCAUGGAAUGUGGAUACCCUCAGCAAAGAGGGGUUCAGCAAGAGCGUUUUCAAUGUAAAACCAGAGACUAAUGAAGAGUCUGAGGAGCAGAAAGAACAAAAACACAAAACAUUUGUAGAAAAGAACCUCAAGCAGCUAAAACACUUUGGAAUGCUGCACCGCUGGGAUGACAGCCAGAAAUAUCUGUCUGAUAACCCCCACCUGGUGUGCGAGGAGACCGCCAACUACCUAGUCAUCUGGUGCAUUGAUCUGGAGGUAGAAGAGAAACACGCCCUGAUGGAGCAAGUCGCCCACCAGACCAUCGUCAUGCAGUUUAUUCUGGAGCUGGCCAAAAGCCUGAAGGUUGAUCCCAGGGCCUGUUUCCGCCAGUUCUUCACGAAGAUUAAGACCGCCGACCAGCAGUACCUGGAUGCUUUCACAGAUGAGCUGGAAUCUUUCAAGGACAGAGUUAGGGAACGAGCCAAGGUCCGGAUAGAAAAGGCCUUGAAAGAGUACGAGGAGGAGGAACGGAAGAAGAGACUGGGCCCCGGAGGACUGGAUCCUGUUGAAGUGUAUGAGACUCUCCCACCUGAAUUACAAAAAUGUUUUGAUACAAAAGACAUACAGAUGUUGCAGGACACCAUCAGCAAAAUGGAACCUAAUGAGGCCAGGUUCUAUAUGAAGCAGUGCAUUGGCUCAGGACUUUGGGUCCCAAACGCCAAAGGAGAUGGUCCUGAUCUGGAGGGUCCGGAUGCAGAACCAGUAUAUGAAGAGGCCCAGAAUGCAUCUUCUUAAGUCUGAACAUGGGAAGAAAACGGCAUCUGUCAAUGCAGCUCUCAGUCCGGUGCAAUGAAUAGAUUCGCUCCUCGGCGCUAGAUCACCAUUCAUUAAUAACCCGUAAGAGCAAUCGUGAUUAGCCUCCCUGCAGACUAAGGAACCAAUAAACAGACUGAGGGGAAAAAUAUUCAAGUGCACCAAAAAAAAAAAAAACCCACAUUUGUGAUACUGGGAACACACACAAUAUGAGUGUUUAACACUGAAAUUCUGUUAUUACUUCUAUUCCUAAACUCCAUGAUUUGUGGUGGAGAGAGGAUUUUAAAGCUUUUUUUUUUGCUUUUUUUUUUUUUAUAACCCCUCAGGGCUACAUGUGUUAAACGGCGAGUUACACUGAGCAGAUUAAAUCCUUACAACGCAGAAGCAUGCAGUUAAGGGGGCUGGUCAUUACAGAGGAAUAAUGUUAGUGUGUUGUGCCUAUACAGAGUACUGAGACACGUAUAGCACCAGUCUUAUGUCCCGUGUGGUUGUGAAUCUUUUCUUCGUUAUGCUUCCAUGUUAAUACUAUAGCAAUGAGAAGAUUAUAAAAUCACUUUUUUUCAUGA